AUGACAUUCCCGUCGGAGCAAGUACCGACGCGACGCGGAGCGCUCAUUGUCGUCGAGGGCCUCGACCGCGCUGGCAAAUCGAGCCAGUGCGAGAUGCUACAAAACUAUCUCGCCGAACAAGGGCAUACAGUGAAAUACAUUCGGUUUCCAGAUAGGACCACGCCCAUUGGGAAGCUCAUAGAUAGCUAUCUACGUGGCUCUGCCAAUCAAGACGACCACUCCAUCCACCUCCUUUUCUCCGCGAACCGCUGGGAGAUUGCCAAGAGUAUCGAACAAGAUAUUGCCAGCGGCAUCACUGUCAUCGUGGACCGCUAUUCAUAUUCAGGUGCCGUGUACUCGGCCGCCAAAGCCAACCCCACGCUCUCGCUGGAAUGGGCGUGGCAGCCAGAGAUCGGGCUACCCCAGCCCGAUAUCUGCUUGUUUCUCCGCAUUUCGGCUGAGGUGGCUGCGAAGCGGGGAGGCUUCGGCGCGGAGAGGUAUGAGAAUGAGGCGAUGCAAACUCGCGUGCGAGAACUGUUCCACUCGCUCUUUGACCGCCAAAAAGAUGUGCGUGUGAUCGAUGCAGGCAGAUCAAUCGAGGAGGUAUCAAAGGAUAUACAGGUUCUUGUUUCUGGUUGCGUGGCGCGAUUGGACGUCAUUGGGCCCUUGCGCACACUUGGGCAGCUUGCCAAUUAG
Molecule: messenger RNA, 675 nt
Organism: Penicillium macrosclerotiorum
Lineage: Eukaryota; Fungi; Ascomycota; Eurotiomycetes; Eurotiales; Aspergillaceae
Product: bifunctional thymidylate/uridylate kinase
Exons: 2
Coding region: 1-675 (224 amino acids)
Biological process (GO): dUDP biosynthetic process; dTTP biosynthetic process; dTDP biosynthetic process
Cellular component (GO): nucleus; cytosol; cytoplasm
Molecular function (GO): ATP binding; dTMP kinase activity
Source: RefSeq, a predicted model, not a curated record